Eutrema salsugineum is the source of this 867-nucleotide messenger RNA. Its product is annotated as oleosin S1-2. NCBI's taxonomy places the organism in Eukaryota, Viridiplantae, Streptophyta, Magnoliopsida, Brassicales, Brassicaceae. Bases 118 to 696 code for a protein of 192 amino acids. The transcript has 2 exons. The record is from RefSeq and is a predicted model, not a curated record. Gene Ontology annotation, cellular component: membrane; monolayer-surrounded lipid storage body. Gene Ontology annotation, biological process: response to freezing; lipid storage; transmembrane transport.
AAAAACGAUCCACUUCUCAAGCCUUUAAAGGCAGAAGCAACUAAUUGAGCAACACCUUCUUGGUUUUAGUUUCUUGUGAAAUCUAUCUAGUUAAGCUUGCUUUAACUUGGCCGAUCAAUGGCGGACGUUCGCACACAUUCACACCAGGUUCAAGUGCACCCUCUACGCCAACACGAAGGAGGCAUCAAAGUCCUUUAUCCCCAGAGUGGCCCUUCUUCCACUCAGGUUCUGGCCGUGGUCGCCGGUGUACCAAUUGGAGGGACGCUGCUGACUAUAGCCGGCUUGACAUUAGCUGGUUCGGUUAUCGGACUAAUGCUAGCAUUCCCGUUGUUCGUCAUCUUCAGUCCGGUUAUCGUACCAGCAGCCUUUGCGAUCGGUUUAGCUAUGACGGGAUUCAUGGCGUCAGGGGCAAUAGGGCUCACAGGGCUGUCGUCGAUGUCGUGGGUACUCAACUACAUCCGUCGGGCGAGGGAACAUUUGCCGGAGGAGCUGGAGGAAGCCAAGCAGCGUUUGGCGGGCAUGGCUGAGUAUGUGGGACAGAGGACCAAAGAUGCUGGACAAACUAUUGAAGACAAAGCUCAUGAUGUUCGAGAGAGCAAGACUUAUGAUGUGCGUGACCGAGACACCAAGGCUCAUACUGCCCGAGGAGACAAAGACACCAAAACUACUCACGAGGUCCGAGUGGCUUCUACAUAAUAUAUAUUAUAAAGUCGUGUGUUUUUGUAGUGGUGAAUAAAAGGAUCGUCUGUCGUGGUAGUUGUGUUUGUUUAAAUUUUGAAAAUGCUUUUGUAAUCUUCUCUGAGUUUAGUUUCUUCUUCUUUUUUUCUUUCUUUUUCCCUGUAAUAAUAAUGUCAUAGACGUUUUGCU